Messenger RNA from Bursaphelenchus okinawaensis, 1628 nucleotides. The record is from the annotation of a GenBank genome assembly. NCBI's taxonomy places the organism in Eukaryota, Metazoa, Nematoda, Chromadorea, Rhabditida, Aphelenchoididae.
AUGUCUGGUGGAAUGGCUAUGGAAACAACUCCGUCUUUUCCACACGAUAAUGAGGAACAAUCAAUUAGUCACUUGACCAAAUUUGGUGAGUUUUUUGUCAGAAUUUUGUUUUUUUAGGUAACAUUUACAUGAUCUGUUUUAUAUUGAUGGGAAACUAACAAAGACGUUUAUAUAAAUUUGAAAAGAAAUUAAUUUUACUGUUUUUAGCUUUAGCAUGACAUUUAAAUUGUAUUUUUUAAAGGUAAAAUAUUUUAAUAUUCUGCAUUUUUAGUUACCAGCCCAAUUAGAGGAGAUGAAGACAUUAGAGAAAGAGAAGACUCCAUCAUCAAGUUGGGGAACUUGUUGGUGUCCAACAAGAAAACCCAUGAGUUGAGACAAAUGAUUGAGGAGACCAGACCUUUCUUGGUUGCUCUUGGCAAAGCGAAAGCUGCCAAGUUGGUCAGAGACUUGGUUGAUAUGUGCUUGAGGAUUGAUCAAGAUGGUGACAUCAAGAUCGAACUUGUUCAGGAGUCAAUUCAGUGGGCUGCUGCUCAAAACAGAAACUUCUUAAGACAAACUCUCCAGGCCAGACUCGUCAGACUCUACAAUGAUCUGGGAAGGUAUCCACAAGCUUUGCAACAAGGUAAGUUGCGUUUAUUUCCUGUGAUUUUUAUGUUUAGACGCAUUUUGAGUAUAAAUAUUUGAUUUUUUUGUUUAAAAAGGUAUUAUUUUAGCUACGGACCUUGUAAAAGAGCUCAAAAAGGUAGAUGACAAAGAUCUGAUUGUGGAAGUUCAGCUUGAAGAAUCCAAGGCAUGUUAUCAUCUUUCCAGCUUGGCCAAAGCUCGCGCAGCUCUUACAUCUGCUCGUACUACAGCUAAUGCUAUGUAUGUUAGUCCAGCUAUGCAAGCAGAUCUCGAUAUGCAGGCCGGAAUCUUGCACGCUGCAGAUGAAAGGGACUUCCAAACUGCUUAUUCUUACUUUUAUGAAGCUUUUGAAGGGUAUAACAUGAUUGAGAACACAAAAGAAGCAACACGGGCACUUAAAUAUAUGUUGUUAAGCAAGGUGAGUAAACUACAUUAUUAUCAAAAUAUUAGGAGUGGAAGUUGAAAAGAUUAGGUUUAUGUUAUAUUUUUAUAUAUGUUUGUUGGUUCAGGUUAUGCUAGACGCUUCUGAUGAAGCUACUAAUGUAUUGGCUCACAAGAACGUGGUAAAAUACAACGGCGAAGAAGUGACGGCCAUGUUAGCCAUUGCAAAUGCAGCUAAGAACAGAUCAUUGAAACAGUUCAACGAAGCCUUUGGACAUUACAGACAAGAACUUCAAUGUGAUCCAGUAGUCAGAAAGCACUUCAAUGCUCUCUCAGACACCAUGUUGGAGAAGGAGUUGUGCCGACUGAUCGAGCCCUAUUCUUUUGUUCAGAUCUCACAUAUCGCAGAGAGAAUCAGCAUCCCGAUCGAGAAGGUGGAGAAGAAGUUGGCUCAGAUGAUCUUGGACAAGAAGUUCAGUGGGUCGCUUCAUCAAGGCGAUGGCAUGCUGGUCGUCUACGAUGCUGAGGUGGAAGAUCAUACCUACGACUUGGCUGUACAAACAAUCAGAGCUAUGGGUGAAGUGGUGGAUGUUCUCUACAACAGAGCCAAGACCAUUCGCUAA